GAACUAUCACGAAUAAGGCAUGCCUCAAAAAUGAAUAAGGAAUGCGAAUAAUACUUUCUCAAGUACCAAUGCUGAGGAAAAGGAACACUACCACAUUUCUUAACAGUUGUAUCAUCACCGUGCCAUUUGGUAGGGUAAUACCACAAGGUUUCACGCGUGUGAUAUUGAACAGGGAAUGGAUAUUACCAGUCAUAUGAUGUGAUGCUCCACUAUCAAUGAGCCAAUCAAGAGAUGAAUUGGAACUCGUACAAUAACCAUUUUCAUAGACGAGCCACUUGAUCCGCUUUCUGUUGAUAGAGAUACUGUGUUGUGACCCUAUGGUUCUAGACCACCAUCGCGCCUACCACGACCACUGCCACGACCCCCUCUUGAUGGCGGCCCUCUUUGACCAUGACCACAACCCAAGGGUAUCCCAUGAUUUUAUAACACCUACCAAUAGAGUGUCUUUGUUUUCCAUUAUGAGUGAAAGAAUUUAGGGUGCAUUGGAUGUGGCUGGUGGCACGCGGCAAAAAAAACUCCAUCUAUUCUAUCAUCAAUACUUCGUACAAUACUUAUGUGUCACUCCUCUUUCUUUUAGAUGUAAAAAGCUUCGUGCCUCAAUCACCCUCUGCCUUUUCUUCUUCUUCUUCUUCUUCUUCUUCUUAUUCCCUUCUACCUUUUUCUUCUCUUUCUUCUAGGUCUAUGAUGGUGGGGGAUGGCGGUGAUGGAGGAACUUGCGGUUGUGGUGGGGGCUAGUGGUGACGGGGGUACUGGCGGAGAAGGUGGGGUUGGCAGUGGUGGUGGGGCUAGUGAUUGUGGUGGGGCAGAGGGAGUAGCUUUCUUUCAGCCGGUGGCGAUGGAGCGAUUGCUUUCAGAUUCAUUCUUCUGCCAAAAACCAAGGAUGGGCCGGCAGACUAUCAGGCAGAGCUCUUAUUCACUAACAGAGCAGAUAGGUUAAGGUGAACAUUCUGCAUUCCAGCCCAUAUGUGAGAAAGAAGUCAGGCAAGUUGGUUUAUUUGUUAUUAUUGUACAAUGUAUUUAAAAAUAAAGGGGACAAGUUCAGACCACUAAUUGAGGAUAAGGAUGCAUAAUUAUUCAUCUCUUUCAAAUAUUUGGUUUGAGUCAAGGGAAAUGGACAUCAUGCAUGAUUUUUGUGUAUGGAAUUAGUGUUGAGUUUUCCACUUCGACAAACACUUUUCUCGUUGUUUUAUCUUGGUGUUCUAUUAAUACUCAAUGAUGUAGAUUAUUGUACUACCGAAAAUUACAAAUGGAUUUUGAGAAGUAAAUUUGAGCUCCCAUU
Cuscuta campestris is the source of this 1279-nucleotide messenger RNA. Lineage: Eukaryota; Viridiplantae; Streptophyta; Magnoliopsida; Solanales; Convolvulaceae. The record is from the annotation of a GenBank genome assembly.